Messenger RNA from Trematomus bernacchii (emerald rockcod), 4032 nucleotides. RefSeq names its product MBT domain-containing protein 1-like. The record is from RefSeq and is a predicted model, not a curated record. Gene Ontology annotation, biological process: regulation of DNA-templated transcription. Gene Ontology annotation, molecular function: zinc ion binding. NCBI's taxonomy places the organism in Eukaryota, Metazoa, Chordata, Actinopteri, Perciformes, Nototheniidae. Gene Ontology annotation, cellular component: nucleus.
CUGCAGGUAUCAUCAUUUUGUUGCGAUAUCUGCUGCUGGGUUUUAGGGUUUCAGUGAGAGUCCCCCCGCGGCCCGGCCUGAUGGAAAACCCCAGAGAUCUGGCGGAGCGUCCCUGCAGGAAACGGCGCGACUCAUUCGGGAUGCUGGACGGUUUCGAGGAGGACCGGAGCAGCUGCAGCACUGAGUCCAGCGGGGGGAGCGGCGCCUCCAGCCCAGAGGACAGUGACGAGGAGGAGCUGGGGGGAGGAGGGGGGGCUCACUACAACCCCUCCUCCUCCUCCCUGACUCUCAUCAAGACCAACGGACAGGUGUACACAUACCCCGACGGAAAGGCCGGCAUGGCCACCUGUGAGAUGUGUGGCAUGGUGGGUGUCAGAGACGCUUUCUACAGUAAAACCAAACGUUUCUGCAGCGUCUCCUGCUCCAGGAGUUACUCGUCCAACUCCAAGAAGGCCAGCAUCCUCGCCAGACUGCAGGGGAAGCCGCCCACUAAGAAGGCCAAGGUUCUGCAGAAACAGCCUCUGAUGACAAAACUAGCUGCGUACGCUCAGCAUCAGGCCAACCAGCAUGGCGGCGUCAAGAAAAGCAUAACUGUGGAGGUGUUCGACUGGGGUCGUUACCUAGAAGACGCUGAAGCCACGGGAGCGCCGGUCGACUGCUUUAAACACGUCCCUAUGGGGAGGUCAUGGGGCGACAUCAGUGAAGGCGUUCGGGUGGAGGUCACUAACACAGACAGCGGUCUGCCCAUGAAGGUCUACUGGAUCGCUGGCAUCAUCAAACUAGCUGGUUUUAAGGCGUUGAUGCGGUACGAGGGCUUCGACGGCGACUCCACCCGAGACUUCUGGCUGAACCUGUGUGUGCCGGACAUCCACCCGGUGGGCUGGUGUGCUGCUGGGGGGAAACCCCUGGUGCCCCCUCAGACUAUCCUGCACAGGAUCACAAACUGGAAGACCUUCCUCAUCAAAAGACUUACGGGGUCCAAAACGCUGCCACAGGACUUUCCUUCCAAGGUGCAGGAGAGUCUGCAGGUUCCCUUUAUGAAGCAGAUGAGGGUGGAGGUGGUGGAUAAAACUCACCUGUGUCGAACUCGUGUGGCUCUGGUGGAACAGGUGAUCGGAGGUCGCCUCCGUCUGGUGUACGAGGAGUGUGACGACGGCUCUGACGACUUCUGGUGUCACAUGUACAGUCCUCUGAUCCACAGCAUUGGCUGGUCGCGCUCCAUCGGACACAGAUUCAAACGAUCCGAUGUGUCGAAGAAGCUAAGUGUUCAGUUGGACGCUCCUGGACAGCUCUUUGCUAAGGUGAAGGAGGUGGAUCAAAGCGGCUCCUGGUUUGAAGACACGAUGAAACUAGAAGCCAUCGACCCUCUGAACCUGUCCACCAUCUGCGUGGCCACAGUGAGGAAGGUGCUGGCAGACGGGUAUCUGAUGAUCGGGAUCGACGGCUCCGAGGCGGCUGACGGGUCGGACUGGUUCUGUUAUCACUCCAUGUCUCCAUCCAUCUUCCCUGCUGGGUUCUGUGAGAUCAACAACAUCGAGCUGACGCCCCCCAGAGGUUACAGCAAUCUUCCCUUCAGAUGGUUUGAGUAUCUGAAGGAGAGCAAGUCUUUGGCGGCUCCCGUCAACCUCUUCAACAAGGAAGUCCCUAACCACGGAUUCUGCCCCGGCAUGAAGCUGGAGGCCGUGGACCUCAUGGAGCCGCGGCUUGUCUGCGUCGCCACGGUGACACGCAUUGUCCACCGGUUGCUACGGAUACACUUUGAUGGCUGGGAGGAUGAGUACGAUCAGUGGGUAGACUGCGAGUCAUCUGACCUGUACCCGGUGGGGUGGUGUCAGCUGACCGGAUACCAGCUGCAGCCGCCUGCUGUCACUGCGGGCUCCAGAGAACUGCAGUCAGCAUCCAAACAGAGGAAGAAGUCUCAGCAGUAUAAGGGACAGAAGAAAAAGAGGAAGUUGCCUGUUGCUAAGCGACCGGUCAGCUUCUCUGGCACUAUAGUAACGGGCAUCUCCAGGAGCAUAUCAGGAGACGAGAACGAGACACCACCAAAUUACCCAUCACCCCCCACUCCUGCAGCCCCGCCCCCCCCAGUUGACCUGGAGAGCAGCCCCAACACUGAUGGGGGAGCAGGUUCACAGAUUAAAGAAGAGAACUUGGAAGCAAGUGAGUUUUAUUCUGAAAGGACUGAAAGCGAAACCAAUGGAUCUUCUGCAGGAUUCUUCACCAACAUGAAGCAGUAACUCAUCCCUCUCUGUCUUCAUCUCUCCAUUAAUGUUUUUUCUGAAAUCGUGAGUUUCAAUACUCAUCAAACGUAUCUACUGUGAUUAAAUCAGAUCAUUCUGGACACUUUGAACAGGCUAAAUAAGCUACAUAAUGCACUUCGCUUCGGCCAAAACUAUUUUUUUUUAAAAAGCUUUUUGUUUCAAAACUUAUAACAAAAGUAACUUACUUAACUUUUUCCCAGUUUUACGUCAAGUCUUUCUCUUUUUGCCCGGUCAGCCAAGAAAGUGGCUUAAAUUCUAGGUUGAGUUAAAGCUUGGUGAGGUAGUUGGGUUUAGAGCUACAUUUAGGACAAUCAGGUCUUAAUGUCUUGUGAGGUGUUGUUUCUAGGGUGAGUUUAGGGUGAGAUAUUUAAUAAGCCAGUUACAGUAUCUCAAAAUUAUAACUUUAAAUAAUAAAAAGAAAUACAUUAUGCAUUACUUAAUCACAAUGAUACAAUUGUGAGUACAUAAAAAUAAAGAACCUAGUGACAACUUUUCAAAAACAAAAAAAGACUGCUGAACGUAGUAUUAAAAUCCUUGUGUAUUUGUCUGAGUAGUACGAAGAAUAAUGAAAUACAUUUGGUUUAUUAAAUUAAAAUAUAUUAAUUGUAAAUAAGGGAAUAUUUAAUAUAGCAGCUAAAUAUAAAUGGUAUAUGAUUGCAAAAUUACUAUUUACGGAUGUAAGCUAAUUGUUAACAUGCUAGCUUGGAAUGUGUUUUUGUUAACCAGACAAAAUAGCUCACCAAGCUAACUUGCUGCUAACUGCCAGUUAGGAAGCUGCUCCAUUCUCAACAGAAAAUAUCACAUUUGGCUUUUGUUCCUUUAAUUUUGUUCCAGCAUUUUUGCAGAAAACAUGUUAGCCAGCUACAAUUGCACACUAAGCUAGCAGGCAACUAACUGUUUCAUACCAGCCAAAUGUUUUACUGGCUCAAAUUGUUUUAUUAACAUUAUUUUAUUAUUCUUAUCUUGCAAAAAUGUUUUAUUAGAGCUGCAGUGUUUUUACUGGAAUCAUUUUAACCAGCCACAAUAGCAUGCCAAGCUAACAUAUUAUUGACUUACUGCCAGUGAAGAACUUACUAUCAGCCGCUAGCCAGACAACAUGUAAAUGUUUGAUUACAUCUCAGCACAAUGACUUAAUUGUGUAUUUAGCUAUUUAAAGUCUAUUUAAUAGUUUUUUAGAACUACAGUAGCACUAGCCAUCAACAAAAUGCCUCCAGCUAACUAGCAUGUCAAUAGCCAAUUAUGAAGAGAUUGUGAUUUUAUCAGGAUUUCUAAAUGAGCAAAUUGUUGGAAGUAGUUUUGAAAGGAAUUGAUUUUCAGCUGAAAUGAUUUCUUAUAUCAUUAUUUCUGGUCUGACCGGGCCCUUAAUCAUCCUUUCCAAAAAUGUCUGCCGCCAUUUUGCUGGUUUCUUAACCAUGUGAGGAAAAUGGUCCUAUGGCUGUUGGAACGUUCACUACAUGCUCUUAAGAGGUUUCUGACUGAGCAACCAGGGCAAAGAAAACAAGAAUGCAGAGAAAGUUUAGAUAAUGAAGCUGAUGAUGCACAGCUACGUCCAGGACAGUGUUACUCAUCUUUGGUUCCUCUGAGAAAAUUAUAUAUCUACAGAGGAAAAAAUAACGGAACUUUUGUAUGAUGAUUUUUUACUAAGCCAGAAUUUGUUAAGUGUUUAUGUUGUGUGUUCAAGGGUCAAAACUCUUGACGUAAUAAUGAUAUUGGAUGCUGUGUAAUGUCAUGUUGAGAUUAGCAGUCAUUUAAAAUGUAUGUGUGUGUGUGU